Messenger RNA from Esox lucius (northern pike), 3142 nucleotides. RefSeq names its product gastrula zinc finger protein XlCGF57.1-like. Gene Ontology annotation, molecular function: RNA polymerase II cis-regulatory region sequence-specific DNA binding; DNA-binding transcription factor activity. The transcript has 4 exons. The record is from RefSeq and is a predicted model, not a curated record. Gene Ontology annotation, biological process: regulation of transcription by RNA polymerase II. Bases 830 to 2752 code for a protein of 640 amino acids. Lineage: Eukaryota; Metazoa; Chordata; Actinopteri; Esociformes; Esocidae.
AUGUUGAAAGAGGUUUUCAUAUGUUAGAAUUGUCAAAGAACCCAAGUACAUGAAUAAAUAACUCAUUGUAGCACUGUGAGGAUAGUUGGUGCGUUCAUACAACUCAGAACUAGAGCCCCAACUUAUCCAACCUAAAUAUCCUUUGAUGUCCCAGUCUGAAUUCCCAGUUGUCUUGAACCAUAUAUCACAUGAAUCACAUUUAUAUCUUGAGCUAGUUGGUAGAGCACAGCACUUGUAAUUCAGGGGGAAGAAGGCAGGAUAGAACUGCAUGCACUCACUACUCUAAAUCACUUUUGUUAAGAGUGGCUGCUAAAUCACUUAGUGAAUGGGAGUUAUAUUUAAAGUAUGUUAAUUGUUUUAGGGUUGAUAAUCCAGUAAAACUGAUGUGUGCCUUUGUUAACAACAAAAUUGUUUUUCUUUACAAACUAGUUAUUUUGCACUUCUGAAAGCAGUCCUUCGAAUCUAUUGACAUUGUACAUUCGAAAUUAAAGUGCCUUUGGUAAAAGACUGGGUGAGGACUGAUUACUUUUUAGGUUAAUUUGAUUUUAAACAUUUCUGAAAUUUUUAAAGAUUAAGUGCUUCUCGGUUGAAAUGUCUCAUGUUAGCUAUCAUCGUUUGUCCGUAACCACGGCUUUUAUUUUGGAAGAGAAUUUCGAACCGGAAGAUCUUGUGUCGUAAGCCAUUCGAGUUUGUUUCGCAGGGCCAUCGGAACAACCACUUCAAAUGCUAGCGAGCUAAUUACGUUAUACAUAAGUUAACUAGCCAUCUAGUUCAACUUGACCAAUAACAACCACGAUUUUUAAGUGCGUUGUCAUUUUGACACACAAAAAUGUCAAUGUUGCAAGGACAGAUUGGGUCCAUUUUGGAGGUAAUGAUCAGCGCAACUGUUACAGAAAUUGGCAAAGUUAUCGAAGGUUCUACCUCGCAGAAAUUACGGCCUGAAGUGCUAACAACAGAAGAUAACGCAAAUGAAACCCAAAACCAACAGUUGAUCCAGUUAACCACUUUCAUGGAGACACUGGCCAAGGAGGCUGUGGAAAAAAUCUGCAAGGUAUUUAAUGAGUGCUCCUCUGUCCUGCGUCUGGAAGUAUCUCAGAGUCAAACUGAUAAUGCAGACUUGAAGAAGAGAUUAGACGCUGUUGAGACAGAACUGAGGACUGUCUUAGAAGGGAGUGGGGGACAAGAGAACACACCAGACAGUGGCUGCUGCAGUGAAGUCAAGAUCAUCCACCAGUUAAAAGGCACGCAGCCAGGUUUCUGUGCUGGUGAAUCAGAAGUGAAAAGGUCCCCUAUCCUUCACCUGUGGAAAGGGAGGGUUCCCUCGUGCGUUAACGAGCACUUAAAUGUAGAGGACAGGAUCCAAUCAGUAAUUAUCAAAGAAGAAGGAUUAGAAGAUUACCUCUACAACAGCACUUCAGACCCAAGUCACUUUAUAGAGAGUCAGGCCCGGGAGCUAAGUGACCCAGAGAACUCCAUUGAGAACCCCAAGGACAAAGGCAGCCCUGCAUCAGCUGGGCCAAAGCGUCAGAGGAAGCCGAAGAUCUCUGGCGCCCGUCGGGGAAGGCCCAAAAACGAUAACCACCUCAGCUGCAAGCACUGCAGGAAAACCUUCAGCAAACUGAUCCACCUGAAAGCCCACCAGGCCAUCCAUGCCGCGGCAGAGAAACCUUUCAUUUGUCCGCAGUGCGGACGGGGUUUCUCUUUCAAACGCAGUCUGCAGGCGCACCAGCUGCUUCACACUGGGGAGCGGCCCUACACCUGCGACGAGUGUGGCAAAGGCUUUACCCUGAAGCAGCUGCUGAAGAACCACCAGAGGCUCCACGCCGGGGUCAGGCCGUUCCGCUGCGACGAGUGCGGCAAGAGCUUUAACCGGGCGCACGGCCUGAAGAUGCAUCAGAUCGUCCACACGGGGGAAAGGGCGUACAGCUGCGAGAUCUGCAAGAAGAGUUUCAGCAUCCCGGGAAACCUGCACCGCCACCAGCGGAUACACACCGGCGAGAAGCCCUUCCGCUGCGACACGUGCGGCAAGAGCUUCAACCAGGCGGACACCCUGAAGGGCCACCAGCGGAUCCACACGGGCGAGAGGCCGUACAGCUGCGAGACCUGCGGGAAGUGUUUCAUUCAGCGGAGUGCGCUGAAGAUGCACCAGAGGACCCACGCCGGGGAGAGCGCCUUCGUCUGCGUGGUGUGCGGGACGGGCCAGGCCUGCGUCAACUCUCUCAGGACGCAUCUUCAGACCCACACGGCGGAGAUGCCCUGCACCUGCUCCGUGUGCGGGAACAGUCUCAGUUCGCUCACUCACCUCAAAUCGCACCAGCAGCUCCAUACUAUGGAGAAGCCGCAUAGCUGUGGCCUAUGCAACAAGAGCUUCAAGUCGGUCAGUUACCUGAACAUUCACAUGAAAACUCACACGGGGGAGAGGCCGUUCACCUGUGACGUGUGCGGACGGAUGUUCACUCAGCACAGCAGCCUGAAGACCCACAUGGCAAUCCACACUGGGGAGAAACCGUUUAGCUGUGAAACGUGCGGGAAAUGUUUCAGCAACACUGGGAAUCUGAACAGACACCAGCGGAUACACACUGGGGAGAAGCCUUUCAGCUGUGACCUGUGUGGGAGGAGCUUCAACCAGGGCAACAGCCUCAAAGCCCACCAACAAAUCCACACAGGGGAGAAACUAUACAUGUGUGACAAAUGCGGGAAAAGUUUUUCCUAUCUGAGGAAUCUAAAAGAUCACAAGUGUUACUAUAUCUAAAACCAACAGGCAUGGCCUCGUAUUGCAAUGGACCACAGUUUGUUUGAACAACACUCUCUGCAUUAAAAAGACAUUAGGUUAGUGAUUUGCAUACUAACAUUAUAUAAAUGUACUGAUUGGUUGCCAAGAAAGCCUUUUUCAGAGUGUUUAAUAAAAAAAAAUAAAGACUUGUUUUAGAAAUCUUUACCAGGAUUAAAAAUGUAUUACCAGUUGCCUUUGUUGGGAAGAACUCAGUGGAUUGGUUGGUGGUGUCAGUGUAGAGUCACUGUUCUAUAGAGCAGAGCCUAAUUUAUUUGAGAAGAACCCUUGUAAUUUUUCUUGUCUUGUGUACCUUUUUAUUACUGUUCUCUCAUUUGUGAGCCAAUGGUAAAUAAAACCUGUGAAAUAUAA